AAACAACAAGCAGCACAAAUAACAGUGUACAAAAUAUAUUACAAAAAAAAAAGAAAAGAAAAUACAGAAUACCUUGCAUAAAGAUAUCACAAAAACAGUUGUUAAGCAACUCUUACAACAGUAAUUAAUGUAAGAAAGAAAUCAAAACCGAAAAAAUAUAUAUGUUUUCUUCGAAAAACUGAAAAUCGAGUUGUGUGCUUCUUAGACUUAUUAAACUUAAUUGUGUGUAAUAGCGCGGAGUGUAGAAGAAAAUCUCUAUAGUGAACUUUUUAUACCCACACAUACACACACACACACAUACAUACAUACACACAAAUAUACAGAAACAUCGCCAAGGACGAACGCACCGUCACUUGAACGCAUCCAUAACUCACUUCAACGGCGGCUCAACGCGAGGCAGCGUAACAACGGCUCCCGCCAUGCCGAGUGGUGGACUUAAAUGGCGUCUUCAAUAAUUGCGCAGACCAGCGGCGGCACAGUAGAAACGUCAGCAACAACACAAGCGCUAACAACAACAACUUCAACAACAGCAGCGGCGGCGGCGGCGGCGGCGGCAGCUACAUCUAGCGGUCAUUUUGGUCAUUUAGGUCAAUACAGUAUACAACAACAACACUACGCGCACGCAUAUUUGCCGCCAUCAGCACAUCCACAAUUGUCACAUACGUUGGUGCAGCAGCAGCAGCAAUUGCAGCAACACCAACAACAACAAUACCUAUAUCAUCAACAGCAGCAACAGCAGCAGCAGCAGCAGCUUGUUGCCGAACACCAACCACAUUGGGAUUAUUAUGCACGCCAACAACAACAACAGCAGCAGCAGCAGCAACAUUUGCAACACUUGUCAUCAACCCAACCAAUACAACCGACACAAUUUCUACAGCACCAACAACAACAAUUACAACAGCGCGAACAUACCGCACGUGAAUCUGCUCAGGCUCGAUCCGCUACUCAGGAGCCUUUGUCGACAGGCAAUAGUGAGAGCGGGGGAAGCGACAAGGCGACCAGCAGAAGCAGCAACGGUGAGGUGCAGCAGAAGCACAGCAGCAACGGCGCCGAGAAGCCCCAGAACCGACAACACAGCAACAACAAUGAUCAACAGCAACACCAGCAACAGCAGCAGCAAUCGACUGUAAGCACACAGUCGAACGGCAACGCGCAUAACGGUAGCGGCAGCGGCAGCAGCAGCGGUAAUAGCAGCAGCGCCGCCGCCAACAAUAACAACAACAGCAAUAGCAACAAUAAUUACACACGUCCUUGGGAAAUGGAGACCAAGGACCAACAUAGUCACAGCAAUACAUUGAAGGGUGGCGGAAUCGGCAUCGGAAUCGGCAACGGCAGCGGUAAUGGCAAUGGCUUCGGUAACCUUAGCGGUGGUGGAGGGGGCUUUGAGCCCUUCUCCAAGUUGCCCUCUUUUCAAAGUCAAUUUCACGGCUACAACGACCCACUUAUGCCCGACGGCAUUACGCCCAUGGCUACGUCGUCCAUCUUACCGCCGUCGAUGUCCUCCCUACAAACGGUUGCCAUGUCGCCUGCCAGCAUAUCGGUCAGUUCGCCGGGUAUGGUCAGCGUAGGCUCGCCACUAACGCAACUGAGCAGUUUGCAGGCGAGUAUUACACCACCAUCGGUGGCUACAGCGGCCGCGGCGGCAGCAGCCACAUCUUCAUUUGCACCCCUAGCCGCGCCACCACCACCGCCGCCAAAUGCAUUUCAUCAUUUAAGCACAGGACAUCAUCGCAGCAGUUCCGCAUAUGCACCACUCAUGCCCACGAACACCGCCACUAUGGGUGGUUAUGGUGCAAGCGGUGGCUCUAUGGAUGAUGGUCGUCAUCAUUUGCCUUUGUAUCAAACACUCACACCUACAUAUGCUACUCCACCGCCACCCGGCGCACUCGCAUCGAUACCAAAUCAGCACUCCCUUGGCGGAGGCUUAGCCUGUUUAGGUGGUGGCCUAAGUGCAACACUCGGUGACAAGAAAGAUGUUACGCAAACAUUUGAUCUCAAUAAUGGAAACAAUGUUGGUGGUCUCACACUCGGCUCAUCGACAUCGCUCAAUUCAGCUAGUACCAACCUUACACCAAUGGGCAUGCAUACCCCAACCACGCCCUCGUACAUAGACGGUAGUGGAGGUGUCACAUUGAUGGAUACAUCAAAUGGCGCUGUGUCGGGUUAUCACACGCCCCACUCUACCCACUCCGGGGGUGGUGGCGGUUCCGGCAGUACCGGCGGCCCACACACACCGCAUACAACACAACCACAUACGCCAACGCCAUCCACGACGACCGCUCAGAUCAAAGUGGAAAAAGUGCUGAACUCACCAAUAGCUCGAGUGGAUGCACGUAAAAAAGAACGGCGGAAAAAUCGGGCGAAUUCGCUCGAGUCCAGCGCCGAGUCUGAGGCAAGUGCUAUGGAUGUGGAUCCCAGCAAUCCCGGCCAAGUGGAUGCGGUCUCGAGCACAGCCAACUUCAAGAGUCCACUAAGUGCACUAGGCAUGGGCGAUAGUAACGACACGAAUGGCGAAAAGCAGACUUCUGUCUUUCAGUCGAAGAAGAAACGCAAACGCUGCGGCGAAUGUAUCGGCUGUCAGCGCAAGGACAACUGCGGCGAGUGUGCGCCUUGUCGCAACGACAAAUCGCAUCAAAUCUGCAAGCAGCGUCGCUGCGAAAAGCUCACGGAGAAAAAGGAACCCAAAGCAAAACAAAUUAUUUAUGGUGCUGAUGGUCAACCGAUACGUGCGGAGAAACGCGGACGUGGUAAAGCGCGCAACGUCACAGGCAAUGGGACACCAACAACUGGGGCACGCGGUCGCAAAACUUCCACCGUCAAGUCGAAUAAAUUAAAUGCCGCCAACGGUGCUGCUACCGCCACAGCAGCUGCCUUAUCGCCACGUCAAGCCUCAGCAACUGUGACCGCAGCCAAUUCGGCGCUAAGUCCGUCAACACAAGCGUUAGCCGGCGCAGUUGUGCCACAUCAAUCGCCAAACACGAAUGCCGUACAGAAUAAUACAUUGUUAGGUGCCAAUCAACAGCAAUUAAAUACAUUGCAACAACAUCAACAGCAGCAGCAACAGUUGCAACAUCAACAACAUAGUCAACAGCAAGUACAGUCUGUGCAGCAGUUGCAACAACAUCAACAACAACAGCAAUCACAGCAUCAUCAACAUCAAUUGUCGCAGCAACAGCAACAGCAACAACAUCAGCAACACCAGCAGCAGCAACAGCAGCAACAACAUCAAUUGCAACAACAUCAAAUUACCGCACAAAUACAAACAAUGAAAGAUCAACCACAACAACCGAUGGCGCCCAUGGCCUUCUACCCCACAUGGCAGGCUGAUCCCUCACAGGGCUGGCAAAAUCAGUUCAUCCAACAAAUCCCACAGAACACUCCACCCAUCACAUCGCUCAACUCCUUGGAUUUCCAAACGCAAUCAUAUGCCUACCCAUCAAAUGGCUAUGUGCAGACCGGCCUCGGAUUUGAUCCGAACUAUGGUCGUUCGCCAUAUGGUGCACCCGUGCAGCGUUACGAUUUCCAAAGUCAACAACUAUCGACUGCACCCAUCAAUCAGGUGGGUUUACAGGGUGUGGGCUUCAGUCCGGCUGCCGUUACAUAUGCCGGUCAAGUGUCGACCGCCCCAGCACCGCCAGCCGUUGGAAUCCAACAGCAGCAGCACUUGGGUGUGUCUGGCGAUUUGAAUAAGACGAUGUCGGGAAACGACACGCCUGGAUAUCCGCGAGUGAGCAGCGUGCCGCCGCGCUCACUCAAUUGUAACGGGUAUUCAGGCGACUACAGCGGCUCAGGUCAACAGCAGCAGCAGCAACAACAACAACAACAACAACAACAGCAGCAGCAGCAGCAAACAACACCAAGUCAGAACUCAACGUCUGCAAUAGCCGGCUCUGCCAUUUCCGCCGGCAACAACUCGAGCACAACCUCACUGAAUGGUGGUCAGGCCACGGCAGCACCAUCAUCGGCUGUCAUUGAUCCCACGCAACCAAUGCAGCCACCAAGCGUCACCAAUGUGCCACAAUCACCGACGCGUAAUUUGAUGCAGCAGCAGCAGCAACAACAACAACCCCGCCAUGUUUCUCAAUCCCCAAAUCAUAUACCACAAUCGCCCAAUGGCAAUAUGCCUACAGCUCAGCAAACCUACGGCGCCAGCAUUCCACCUUCGCCACAUCACAAUGCCAUGCAACAACAGCAGCAGCAACAACAACAAGGGCAAAAUCACAUUGCAUCGCCGCCUCAAACGCAGCAGCAACAACAGCAGCAGCAGCAACAACAACAAGGGCAAAAUCACAUUGCAUCGCCGCCUCAAACGCAGCAGCAACAACAGCAGCAGCAGCAACAACAACAGCAGCAACAACAACAACAGCAGCAGAUUCAACAAGACUGGAGUUGGAACAGUCAGCCGCAGCAGCCCGGCACAAUUGGCGGCAUUGCUGGCGAUCCCUACCAACAGCAGGGCGAACGUGUCAACCUCAAUACGCGCAUAAAAUCGAUGAUACUGCGUAAGAAUGAUCCCAAAGAUCCACUAUCGAAUACGCCAGCCGCCGAACUGCAUAUGUCCAGCAAUCCAGCCAUUCUUGGUGCGAGCUCCAAUGCACUAAGCGGCUCGCAACAAUCGCAGACCGGUCAUUUUUUAUCGUAUAGCCACCAUCUCCGCGGCGACUCAGUAAUGAACGCCAAUGGUACGACUGGUUCUAAUGUGUCUGUCACACAAGCUGCACAGCAACAACAGCAGCAACAACAACAAAUGCAAGGUCUUCAAACCACCAGUAAUACGGGUUUGACACCUGGUCAUAGCACAUUAGCACCGGAAGCAAUAGGAGGUGGUGGCGAUCAAAUAUGGAAGCCACACCAUACGAACACUUUCAAGAAACCUGUGGCAAAUAGUUUCCCAACACCGGAACAUCACCAUCAACAUCAACAACAUACCACAAUCAGUCAUCACGGUGGACACACCACCAUUGCGCACACGGAUGCGCCGCCGAAGAAAUCGAGUCGUAAAAGUAAAAGUCGAGCGGCCGCCGCAGCGGAAGCCGCUGAACAUGAAAAGAAUAGCAACGACCCCGGCGGUGGACUGCAUGGUUCUCUACACGGCUCACACAGUUUAAAAUCAUUAGAAAAGACUGGCUACGCUCCCACGCAUGGCUAUCCGCCACCACAGCAUCCCGAUUAUCAUACACCAUAUAUCAAAACUGAGCCGGGCCUUCUGCCCGCACAACACACCAAAAUGGAGGGUUACGAACGCAACUAUCAGAAUUUCAUACAAUAUGCAGACUUCUGCCAGAACGAGGUGCAGGGCAUGCCAUCACAGCAACAACAUCACCAAAGUCAACAGGACUACGCAAGUUAUCACAACUCACCCUACUACGGCAGCUCCAGCUCCUUCCAACAGAGCUAUCAACAGAACUUCGUGCCCGGCUAUCAGCAUUCGUCCGCGGGUAUGGGUUAUGGCAGUACGCAUGGUAUGCACCCUCACCAUUCAAGCUCACUGGGGCAUGCCAGCCAUUUAAAAGCCUCCAAUGGCCCACUAAUGAAGUCCAGCAGUGGUGCUGGCUUACACCACCAUAACAAUCAUUUGAUGGACAUUGAUCGCAAACCCGACACAAAUAGCAUCAUACCCCUACCCACAAACUAUGAAAAAGACAUACCAGCACAUGCAUAUCCUAUACCACCACAUCGUUACCCACUCGGCCCGACUCCAACACAUCUGGGUCACUCUAUGAUUGAGCCAAAAAUCGAAGAUAUGGGCGUACUGUCACACAACCCUAGUUAUCCAUUUUUAGGCGAAGGUGGAUCGGCGGUCAUAAAGGGUGCGAGUGGUUUCUCCUGCUGUCGUCAGGGCAGUACGCGUGCGCCGACAGCUGAACAUCUCAAGGACGGCACUUGCACGGGCAUACAAACCAAGGAUGAGAUUAUGGACGAACCAAUUGAGGAGCCAGAAGUACACAGCGGCGCAAAGCCGAAAAAGAAAGGUGCGAAGCAGGAAGAUAAUGAAAUUGUGGUUAAACACGAGAAAAUCAAUCCUAUGUUUGAUACCUCAGAUAGGUUAGAGAAAGGCAACAAGACAGAGAUACCGGAGUGUGAAUGUUUUCAUUCCGACAAAAAUCCGCCCGAACCUGGCACAUACUAUACCCAUCUCGGUACUGCUUCGACUUUGGCCGAGCUGCGUAGAGAGUUCGAAGAACGCUGUCAAAUAUCCGGUAGGCAGUUGCGUAUAGAGAAAAUCAUCUACACGGGCAAGGAAGGUAAGACAACACAAGGUUGUCCUUUGGCUAAGUGGGUUAUUAGGCGUGCGGAUCCCGAGGAAAAAAUUUUGGUUGUAGUUAAAAAGCGACCGGGGCACAGGUGCACCGCUGCUUUCAUCAUCGUUUGCAUGGUUGCUUGGGAUGGCAUGCCGCGUCUAGAGGCGGAUAAUGCCUAUAAAAAUCUAAUACCAAAGCUCAAUAAGUUCGGACUUCCAACAACGCGUCGCUGUGCAACAAAUGAGAGUCGCACCUGCGCGUGUCAAGGUCUCGAUCCUGAAACAUCAGCUGCCUCUUACAGCUUCGGCUGUUCCUGGUCCAUGUACUAUAAUGGCUGUAAGUAUGCGCGCUCAAAGACGGUGCGCAAAUUCCGACUUUCCGUCAAAAGUGAGGAGUCGGCCAUUGAAGAUCACAUGAAUCUCUUGGCCACCGUGUUGGCGCCACUUUUCAAGCAAGUGUGCCCCCGCUCAUAUGACAAUCAAACUAAGUACGAGAAGGAAGCAACUGAUUGUCGACUUGGACUGGAGACAGGACGUCCUUUCUCGGGCGUUACCGCUUGCCUCGAUUUUUGUGCACAUGCUCAUAGAGAUUUGCACAAUAUGCAAGACGGCUGUACAGUUCAGGUGGCACUGUUGAAACCGUCCAACCGCGAUGGCCGUCCACCCGAUGAUGAGCAAUUGCAUGUGUUGCCGCUCUACACUAUGGACGCUACAGAUGAAUUCGAAAGCAUGGAAGGUCAGCGGGAGAAACAUCGCACCGGUGCGGUACAAGUGUUGGACAAAUUUCCCUGCGAAGUACGUGUUCGCUCGACGCCGCUCAUACCUUGUCGUCGCCAUGGUAAGAAGCGCAAAGAGGACGAGACACCUGCACCGGAGGCGGAAGCCGCAGCAGCUACAACCGCUACCACACCGACUACACCUUCACCUGCCGCCACCACGCAAUCCACAACAAAUACCGCCGCCAACAAUGCCAAUACAGGCAAUGGUAACAACGGUGCUGCAAAUUUAACGAAUAGCAACGCCACUACCGUUGCUACAGUGAACGCAGUGAACGGCAAGAAAGAAGGUGGAGUUGGUAACAGUAAAUCGAAGUCGAAAUCGAAGGCGGGCGCAGUUGUGAAUUCAGUCGCCACAACGCCAUCGUCAGCGCCGCCCUCGACCCCAUCGCCACGUUGUCAGACGCCAGUCACCAACAAUCCGAGUCCCGCUGGUAGCGCUUUCACCACGCCGCCGGUCAACAACACCAACAACACACAUAUGAAUACCGCGGUGAAUAACGCGGCAGGAGGUAACGCACCCAAUCAACUCAUGUCGUCCAAUUCCAGCCUAAUGAACAUGGCGACUAUGAUAGAUACCUUCACAGAUGCACAGCUUCAAUCCAAUCAGAUCUCAAGUACGGUACUCGAUUCACCCUACUCGUAUGACUACCAGACAGGUUCCUACAUAGAUUCACGCAACUAUUAUGGGAACUGGCCUCCGCCGCAUGCAACACACGCCACACAUCCAGUCGGUAUGGGCACGGGGGCACCGGGUACAGCAGCUGCACCAAUGGCACCACCGCAAGGCAAUGUACACCACACCACCACCGCCAUGCCCACAGCAGCUGCACCACUAACACCCCACCACGAUACGAACACCACAUAUGGCAACAAUUACAACAACCUACCUACUGCCGGCAGUCAACAGCUGACACAGGUACAUGAUGUACGCGGGGAGGUAAAGAGCCGCGGCAGUGAGGAGAAUCCGGACUCGACCACCAUAGUAAAUAACACUUUAGCUGAAAGUAAGUUGACCACACUCACUCCAUUGACACCAAUGACUAAUCUAACUCAACAUCAUCAUCAUCCUCAUCAUCAUGCUACGCCCAUCGAAGAAGGUUUCGUAAAACCUAAACCACCGGCAGACUAUCAGUACACACAGUACCCGAGCAACUAUCAAAUGUAUCCACCUCCCCAUUCGGCUUACUCAGCAUACGACGCUUACCAGAACAUGAACUACAACUAUGGCUAUCAUCAGGCUUACUCACCCUACAGUAUGUACCCCCAACAGACGCCGCCACCAACACCACCACCGCCAUCGCCUAACUGGAAUAUGUACGGCCACCAUCAGAAUAGCGCUUCCACUGCUGCAUAUGCUACCACUGUGCUGCCGUCGAAUGGUGGCACCCAUCAGCACUCUUCGUUAGCCACCAGCAUCCCGCAAGCACAAGCACAAAUGCCACUCACCAAUGGCAAUCUGAAGAACGUUCUACCCAUGCCAGUGAUACAACCCACACCCCCUGCUGACCCUCAGCAGCAACAGAUGCAACAGCAGGUGCAAGUUCAAACACCUUUGCCGGUGCAAACCCAACUACCCAUGGCACAACCACAGACGGUGCUGCCCGAUCUCAGCAAUACCAAUGCGCCCAUUCAAGCUACGCAGUUGAAUACUGAGCUUACCAACACCAAUCCAACAAUUGUUCCUAAUGUCACUUCACCCAUUGCCAAUACAGCCGUCGCAACGUCAAUGGCGGCCAUCAAUAAUGAUAGUAGUAAUAACAGUACUAGCAACAGCAACGACAAUGGCAGUCCAACUGCAACCACUUGCUCGUCAGCAGAGAAUGGUACUGCCGGCACUGGCACUACCGCCAAUACCAGCACAACAACAACGGGAACCACCACGACAGCUACCGCCGUAGCCACCACCUCCAACCCGAACAAGUUGGAGCCCAUUGGUGAAGUGACGGAAAUCAAUGACAAUUAUGAGGCUUUCGCUGAUCCACAAAUGGGUGGAGUGGCCAUAGCGCUCAAUCAUGGUAGUGUACUGAUCGAGUGUGCCAAGCACGAGCUACAUGCCACUACAGCACUGCGAAAUCCCAAUCGUCACGAACCGACGCGCAUGACACUUAUAUUCUAUCAACAUCGUAAUCUCAAUCGGCCUCGUCACGGUAUCGACGAGUGGGAAGAGAAGAUGCGUGUUAAGAAAAUUAAUACAGACCUUGAUAAUAAAGCCAAAGAAGAACGAGAAAAACAGCUGAAGAAAGAGCGUGACGGUGAGGAUGGUGAAGAAGAGGAAGAGAAUGCUGAAGGAACACUGACAAACGGUAGCACAGUACAGGGUAGCAAAAAGGACGGCAACAGCAAUGUACCGAACGGCAAUAGUAAUGGUUCUGCGGCAUCAGCGGAGACAACACCGACAGCACCAACUAGCGGAGCGACGACCGCAGCAAUACCAGCAGCUGCAACCACAGCGAAGUCCAAUGGCUCCAGUGGCGGUUCGGCAAGCAAAAAGAAAAAGGAUUCGGGCAAAAAGCGAGCAGGAGUUGGAGGCAACGGAGGAGCAGGAGGAGAAAGUUGCGCUCCACGCGCCAACAUUAACCACAACCUCUUGGACGACCCUCUUUCCUAUGCACCCGUGUGUGGUUACGGGACCCUACCAGGCGGGCAACACUAGUCCAACAGCGGGCGCAGCGGAAGCCGCAACUGUGCAACAGCAACAGCAGUUUGAUUUGCAGCAGCAACAGCAACAAAUGUUACAGCAGCGCCAAC
Molecule: messenger RNA, 9768 nt
Organism: Ceratitis capitata (Mediterranean fruit fly)
Lineage: Eukaryota; Metazoa; Arthropoda; Insecta; Diptera; Tephritidae
Gene: Tet
Product: DNA N6-methyl adenine demethylase
Exons: 11
Coding region: 440-9673 (3077 amino acids)
Biological process (GO): oxidative demethylation; positive regulation of transcription by RNA polymerase II
Cellular component (GO): nucleus
Molecular function (GO): zinc ion binding; DNA binding; DNA 5-methylcytosine dioxygenase activity
Source: RefSeq, a predicted model, not a curated record